UGACUUUUGACCCAUUACGUCAUUUCCGAUUCCUACAGGAAGCGCCACACUGUCCCAAACACGGAAGUUUGACGGGCCGGUCUUUCAAAACAGUAGCAGACCUAUGGGAGUGUGAGAAGCAGGAAUGAAUCGAUCCACCAGUUUUAUGAAGUGGCUUCAUGGCCAGAAGUCCCAGGAGCCAGGAAACUCUUCAUCAAGUACCAGAAACUGGGUUCAUCCCCCAGAUGUACUUCUCAAAGGGCAUGUCACGUACCAAACCAAGUUGCUGGGAUGUACAGAGGUACAGCAGGCCAAAGGAACAGAGGUGGUGAAGGAAGCCAUCAGGAAACAAAAAUUCUCAACCCAUGUGAAGAGAGCAGAAGGGGCCAAGCCCAUUAAAGUUGAGCUCAGUAUCUCAGCUGAUGGACUGGGGAUUUCAGACAUCAAAAACAAGGUUCUUAUGCACAACUUCCCUCUACACCGGAUCUCCUUCUGUGCAGACGACAAAACAGACAAGAGAAUUUUUGCCUUCAUCGCCAAAGACACGGAAAGGAAUGUCCACCUCUGUUUUGUGUUCGACAGCGACAAAUGUGCUGAAGAGAUCACCCUGACCAUCGGGCAGUCGUUUGACCUGGCCUACAAGAGGUUUGUGGAGACCAGCGGGAAGGACCUGGAACUCAGGAAACAGUUCCUCGCAUUGCAGAAAAAGUUGAAGGAAAAGGAGGCAGAAAAUGAACAGCUGAGGAAAAGAAUAAUCCAUUUAGAGGCACAGCUCAGGAAGACCACAGUGACUACUUCUGCUACAACUGCUGUACAUCAGAACAAUAUGGUCCAACUCCCCCCACCACAGCCCGUAUCUAGAACCCCUGUUCCUCUCCCCCCUCCCCAAAACCCCCCUCAGACCCUCCAGUUUAAGCAGACCGACUCCUUCGAUAUGGAGCCCUUCUCCCCAAGCAACGGCACCACAAUGUCACCAACCACAGUCAACGGGGCAGCUUUUGUCUCACCUACAAAACAUGCAUCUUCAGCAGCAAGUCGAGACGUGUUUGGCCAGGAACCUUUUGAUGCCAUCAUUUCGUCUGGAGGGUCGCAGGACUAUGACAAAGCCAUGGGGAAAAUUGACUCACAGUUAGCAGACUUACAGGAAGGAUUUGGGGCCGGCUUGACCAUCAGCAGUGGUCAGUUCUCUCUGGACAUGUUUGAUCCCCUGAGUGACCAGAGUCAAGCCUAGAGAUGGCAUCAGUCUCAUUUUUCUAGCCUCUUCCAGGCUUCAGAAGGGGCUAGAAAGAGUAGAAAUUGGCCAAACAGACAGAUAACAUGACAGGGGAGUGGGU
This is a messenger RNA of Branchiostoma belcheri (Belcher's lancelet), 1313 nucleotides long. RefSeq names its product PTB domain-containing engulfment adapter protein 1-like. The transcript is spliced from 11 exons. The record is from RefSeq and is a predicted model, not a curated record. NCBI's taxonomy places the organism in Eukaryota, Metazoa, Chordata, Leptocardii, Amphioxiformes, Branchiostomatidae. Bases 125 to 1210 code for a protein of 361 amino acids.